UAUUAUUCCAGUGAAGGCGGGAGGAUGAGAAGCAGAACUUGAUAGAAGUGUUGUUAGCUUUGUGUCUAACGGGUAAACAACAGUAGCGAAACUGGUGUGUAACGCCAGGCUUCACCGGAGUUAGUAAACAUCACCUCAGCAGCAUUUCCUAAAUAACUUUGCCUGGGUAAACUGAUAGUUCCGCUUCAGCUUUGAAGCUUACUCGGGGGGGCUGUCUGUCGAAGUUGCUAAGCUAUCGUUAGUUUCUAAACGUCAACUUUUGUUUCUUUUAACCUCCCUAGCUUAACCUAGCUGACUUUGACUGUUUCAGUGGAAUGGCCACAAGAAAACCUAAGGAAAAUGAUGCCAGCCUUCCUUUUGCUGCACUCCAGCUCCUGGCCCCGCCUGUGCGUCUGGUGUCUGCAGCCCUCUGGAAAGUGAUGAAGCAGAGGGAUGUGAUGCAGUAUGGGGUUUUGGAGGACUUUGUGACGUCAGCCUGCGAGACUGUCCCCGGGCUGCUCACCACGAGACACCAGGGCAAGCUGGCACUGGGGCUGAGAGGACGGUUAAUCUUGGAGCUGUGCUGUACACAGCCGGAUGAAAAGGUGAUUAUGCCACACCUGGAAAGGAUCCGUGCUCCUGCUGCCUCGUCAUCCUCCUCUGCUCCCGCUGUGAGGAGGGAUGUAAAAAUUGUAAAAACAGUGGAAAGUUUCCAUUCAUUGGUUCACACGCUGCUAAGAGACCCAACAGAGAGAGAACAGUUCUUCAAGGAGGAGUUCCCUCUGGAUUAUGGUCCAGAGUUUGACCAGGAACUGGAGAAGCUGCUGUGGGAGUUUUUGAUUCGACUGGACCAGUUGCUUCCAGUUCCCAACCUAGCUCAGACUGUGUCGUGGCUCAGUGAUGCCCCCCCUGUCCUGGAGGAGUGUGCGCGGGCAGCCACCCAACCCCAGCUCCUAAAGAUAUUGCUUCAACAUCAAACCUGUCUGGGUCAUCUGGAGACUGCAGCAUCCCUCCCUCCAAACAUGGGAGACUCCAUCCUGGCUUCACUCUCUCUGCCACCCUCUGGAAGAGUGCCUUCAAAUGAGCAAACGGGAGCCAAAAAGUCUGCUAUGGACCAGUCCAAUGGCACACAGACCAGAGAUAAAACACCAUUUAUUAAACCUGUUAUUGGACUAAUAUCUAAUGAAGACUUACCAGUUAUGAUCUCUGCCAAUAAAAGGACACUGAGAGGUGACGAUGCAACAAACGAGCACUUGGACCCAAAAGAGAACUUGAAAUUCACUGGGGUUAAACAGAGACAAAACCCCAGAGGUGAUGGAGUGAAAGAGGGUGGAGAACAAGUGGAGGAGGAGAGUAACGCGCCAAAAAGAAGCAGUGGAAUUAAACGCAAGCAACCUGACAAAAGAGAAAGUGAAUCCGAUGAGGAGGAAGAAGAGUUAGGCAUGACCAGAUCGAGGGAAAAGAGGAUAAGCAGGAGUUUGAGAAAUGGAGCAAGCAGGCUCAGGCAGGGUGGAGGUGACCAGAGUACAAAUGAGAGCGGAAGAAACGAGGAGUGUAACGGAGCAGUCCUGGAAACUUGUGUGACCUGUAUGGGUGUCAAAAGUCUGCGCCUCCCUGAAGAUCCAUCCGUCCGCUCCAUGUUUGUCUCUUGUCUGAACAGCCAACCCAGAGUUAUUAUUGAAAAACUGUCACUGACUUCUGCUGACAGGACUGAUAGAGGAGGAACAUCCUUACAGAAACAAAAACAGCAGAGUCAGAGGAGGACGUCGCCAGUCAAAGCACAUAAAAGCACGAGCAACCGACCUCAAAAGCCUGACUCGGAUUUUCCUGGCCUGGACGAUAAAGAAAAUCAUCCUGUAUUACCGAGUAUAAGCAGCUCUCCGUCUCAGCAACGGAGUAACACAGGUGAUUCAACAAAUCAUAGACGCUGGCCCUUCCAGGAGACGGUGAAGACUACGUAGCUGAUUCUGAGGAUGAGGCGACAAAGAACUUCAAAGGCAGGCUGUUUAUGAAGCGCUACUACAAGACCAAACACGGCACAUAUGUUCCCACUCUGAGGGAGUACUGGAAACCCAGGAUGACACGGCAGGCCUUGUCGUCUGCUGGCAGCAAACACAGAUGAUGAAAUGGAUUUUCAAAGUCUGGUGUUGGGGAAACUAACACCAGAGAAAUUCCAGAGGACUUUGACUGUAGCUAAGUUUUCUCCAGCAGUUAGUGACAGAAAAGCCAAAUAUAUUUUUAAAUGCACCAGCCACUGUGGCAGACAGACAUUUAUAUUAGUUAUCUUUCUCAUGAUGUUAAUAUUUCAUUGUGGCCGAAUCAGAUUGAUUUUUAACUUGAAUAAGUGGUCUUUCAUCAUAGAAAACAAGCCUUGAAAUGCCAUUGUCACUGAUUAUGGGCACUGUCAUGCAAAUAAAACUGUUAUUUUAAAUUGUCACUGCUCAUUUUGCUUGUAAAUAAAAAACAGACAAUA
Messenger RNA from Siniperca chuatsi (mandarin fish), 2452 nucleotides. RefSeq names its product TERF1 (TRF1)-interacting nuclear factor 2 (gene tinf2). Gene Ontology annotation, biological process: telomere capping; regulation of telomere maintenance via telomere lengthening. The record is from RefSeq and is a predicted model, not a curated record. The transcript is spliced from 10 exons. NCBI's taxonomy places the organism in Eukaryota, Metazoa, Chordata, Actinopteri, Centrarchiformes, Sinipercidae. Gene Ontology annotation, molecular function: telomeric repeat DNA binding. Bases 315 to 1940 code for a protein of 541 amino acids. Gene Ontology annotation, cellular component: shelterin complex.